Messenger RNA from Fusarium oxysporum Fo47, 1893 nucleotides. Its product is annotated as transcription factor domain-containing protein. Lineage: Eukaryota; Fungi; Ascomycota; Sordariomycetes; Hypocreales; Nectriaceae. Bases 1 to 1842 code for a protein of 613 amino acids. Gene Ontology annotation, molecular function: RNA polymerase II cis-regulatory region sequence-specific DNA binding; zinc ion binding; DNA-binding transcription factor activity, RNA polymerase II-specific. The record is from RefSeq and is a predicted model, not a curated record. The transcript is spliced from 3 exons. Gene Ontology annotation, cellular component: chromatin. Gene Ontology annotation, biological process: regulation of transcription by RNA polymerase II; DNA-templated transcription.
AUGCGAGCGGACGUCGGCUCUCUCGGCACCGAUCAAGCGUCCAAUGCCUUGGGAAGCUGGACAGAUCUGGAUUUGUUCGAUUUUGGGGCCAAUGCCUGUGAUCCAUCUUGGCUGGUAGGGGAAAGUUUCGAUAUCAAUGCUCUGACGUCCUCCAUCUCGGCAACGGGUUCGCCAUGGGGAUAUGGCGAAGCUCCAGCAAACGUCGCGCAAAUCCAGACAAAGGAAGCUUCGGAUGAGGCUCAUGGCACACACGGGUCGAUCACCGACAACAAUAUCCGAGCUCGAGUACGAAACAGAUGGCACACGCGACCAGUCGUCGAAUCGGCGUAUCCUUACGCACUCAAGAAUUCGGAGAACUUACAUCAGGUAGACGAGGCAUAUCGAGCCGGUCUUUCAUUUCGACUUCGUCCUUGUCUUCAAGAUGAUGUUCUACCAUCUGCUGACUUUUUGAAUACAUGCAUCAAGUUGUACUUUGCUAAAUUCCAGCCCAUCUUCCCCAUCGUGCACGCGCCCUCGUUUCGACCCUCGUCAGAGAAUGCUCUUCUACUCUUAUCUAUCUGCUCCUUAGGCGCUCUGUUUGUGGGAUCUAGCGUCGCUGCUGCUCGUGGUCGGGCUAUCUUCAUGAAGCUGAACAAGGCAAUUUUGGCAUCGUGGGAAGUCUAUCUCUACCGAGGUGGGCGCGAAGCGUUGGCUGUAGCGCAAGCCGUUGUUCUAGGCCAGACAUUUGGGAUGCUCUCCGGUAAUCCAAACGAUCUGCUUCUGACUGAAAGCUUCCACGGUACUAUCAUCGCAUGGGCCCGCCAAGCUGGGAUGUUUAAAGUCAAAGAUUCUCUACAGGAGGCCGGCCUUCAGGACCCAGACGAUCUGGAAACUGCAUGGAGAUCAUGGUCCCAAACAGAGGAAACUGUCCGAGUGCUGGCGGCGUUGCACAUUCAUGACUCGGAGUUCGCAGCUAUUUUUCACCACGAACCAUUUCUACGCCAUGAAACGGAAAGAUUACCGCGUUGUUGCUCAGAUCAGCUGUUCGUUGCCUCUACAGCUACUCAAUGGCAUCUGAUGAUUAAGUCUCUACAGUCUUCUCCGUCUUCAAGCGAGCCACAAGAUCACGCUUCUGUAGGCACGACUGUAUCGUCGAACACCCACGCUUCCAUGAACGCUUACGUCCUGCUUGCCGGCCAUAGCGCGGCGAUACGUGAAGCGCGGUGUGCAACAUUUACCGAGUCAAUGAUUGUAGACUUUAGACGCCGUUUAACAACCUGGUACGAAGCAUAUCUUCCAAGCAUCCGCCAUCCGAGUCGCGACCCCCACUGCCUCCUGGUGCUCUGGCACGAGACAUUCAUGUCGCUAUACGUAUCCUUCGACUUGCUUGAGCGUGUGAUAGGUCGUGAGGGGCCAUCGAUAAGGGAUGGAGACCUCGCACGUAUCCGCGGUUGGGUGGUUGAGCCGGAGGGACAGAGUUGUGUCAUUCACGCAAUGCUCAUCUACAAGCGCCUACAAGCCCUGCCUAUCAGUACGGAACCAGCUAUCCAUGUCCCAAGGGCGUUGUUCUAUGCAGGACUGGUUGCGUACUGUUAUGCUAAGUUCCGGCCACCCGAAGCUUCCCACAGCGAUAUUGAUAUUCCCGAACUGCGAUCGAGCGAUCUUGGACUUAUGUCGGCUCGGAACUCGGCGGAGCCAUCCACAACCAACUUUCGCCAAUUCGAUUCGACCACAUUGUAUAAUAUCACUGACCUUCUCUAUCGCCAAGGGCAUUGGGAGCUGUCCCGCAGAUUUGCCUCGAUUCUAGAGGCGCCAAUAGAGGACCUCGCAGACUCCACAGUUAGCAAUCACAAAGUCAAUUAGGAGCCAAAUCGUAAUUACCUUGUUGCUAGCCAACAGAAUCUCCUGGUAAAA